AUGGUUACUUCGAGCAGUGGAGGAGAUCUGAGGGCUCCUAUUUUCAAUGGGAUCAACUACGAUUUUUGGUCCAUCAAGAUGAAGACCAUAUUCAAAUCACAUGAUCUCUGGACUUUGGUGGACAAGGGUUAUGAAACUGCAGAAAAUGAAGAUGAUUCUAGCGAUGAAGAUCAACAGUCUGUGAGGAAGAUAGCAAUGAAAGUUAAUGAAACCAGAGAUGCAAAAGCUCUUGGUAUCAUUCAAGGGGCAGUGUCUGAUGAGAUCUUUCCUCGAAUCUCAAACUUUGAAACCUCCAAGACUGCAUGGGAUGUUCUUCAACAAGAAUUUCGUGGUGACAAAAAGGUUAGGUCUGUCAAACUACAAUGUUUAAGAAGAGAUUUUGAGUAUACUAGGAUGAAUGAUGGUGAAGCUCUAUCUGUUUAUUUAACAAGAUUGACUGAUAUUGUGAAUCAAAUGAAAACUCUUGGUGAAGAACUGACAAAUCAAAGAUUAGUGCAAAAGAUACUUAUUAGCUUGCCUAAAUCUUAUGAUUCCAUCGCAUCUAUUAUAGAAGAAACUAAAGACCUUGACUCCAUUGAGGUUCAAGAAGUGAUUGGUACAUUGAAAGGCUAUGAGCAGAGGUUAAAUAUGCAUUCUGAAAACUUAGCUGAAAAGGCCUUUACUAGCCUAAGUGUGACUGAGAGAGAUAGCAGUUACAGGGGUCAGGGGGAGCAACUCAAAUCAAAAAGAAAUUAUGGAAAGGCAAAGGGAAGAAAUGGGACAACAACCAUACUUCACAAUCAAAAUCAGAAUCUAGCAGUGAGUCUACCAAAACCAAGUGUAAAAUCUGUGACAAAUUACACUAUGGUGUUUGCUGGUUCAAGGGAAAACCCAAAUGCACCAAGUGUGACAGAUUUGGCCAUCUAG
Molecule: messenger RNA, 906 nt
Organism: Malus domestica (apple)
Lineage: Eukaryota; Viridiplantae; Streptophyta; Magnoliopsida; Rosales; Rosaceae
Source: RefSeq, a predicted model, not a curated record